AUGGUCUUUGUGCCCUCGCUGAGGCUGCUUGCAGUCUCACUCGUUGCCCUCCUCGAACCAGUAUCCGCGAUAUGGCCGGCACCGCAGAGCUUCACCAAGGGCAACUCAAGUCUGUACCUGCAUCCGAAGAUCAACGUUACCUAUAAUGGAGAACCUGUAAGGCGCCCAAAUUCCUCCUCCUCUUCCUCCUCUUUCUUUCUCUCUUCAUCCAACAACGUGGGCGGAUCUGCUGGUCCGGGCUAUGAGGGCCUGUUCACUAAAACACCAGCGCAACAACAGCUCAUCUACAAAGAAGACUAUUCCACCUCAAGCUUGAGUAGCAAAGAGAUCGUCCAUGCCGGCGUAUCGCGCGCGCUGGGCUCCAUCUUUUCCAGGAACAUCGUCCCCUGGAUGCUUCAGCCCCGCGGAAAGCUGUCUGAAUUCGAGCCCGACCUGUACAAGGGUCAGAACUGGAUCAAGUCGCUCGAGAUCGAUCAGACGGCCAAAGAUGCCAAAACCAGCUUCAAACCCGCACUGGCCGGCGAGGUCAGCGAAGCGUACAGCCUCACCCUCAGCGUCGAGGGCGACGUCAAGCUGACGGCCGACUCUUAUAUCGGUGUGCUGCACGGUCUCGAGACGUUCACGCAGCUCUUCUACCAGCACUCGACCGGCACCUCGUGGUACACGCCGUACGCGCCCGUUGAGAUCAAGGAUGAGCCCAAGUACCCGCACCGCGGCAUCUUGCUCGACGUUGCGCGCACAUUCAUGCCCGUCAAGAACAUCCUCCGGACCAUUGAUGGUAUGGCCACCAGCAAGCUCAACCGGCUGCACGUGCACGUCACCGAUUCGCAAUCAUGGCCGCUUCAGAUCAUCUCCAUGCCUGAGGUGGCCGAGAAGGGCGCCUACCAUUCGAGCCAGACGUACUCGCCCGCCGACAUCGACCUCAUUCAGAAGUACGGUGCCCUCCGGGGCGUGCAGGUGUACUUUGAGAUCGACAUGCCGGGCCACAUCGGGUCCUUGUCGCUCUCGCACCCGGACCUCAUUGUCGCAUAUGACCUGUGGCCGUAUCAGUGGUACUGCGUCGAGCCUCCUUGCGGCGCCUUCAAGCUCAACGACACCAAGGUCGACGACUUUCUCGGAAAGCUGUGGGACGAUCUGCUGCCCCGCGUUGCGCCGUACUCGGCCUACUUCCACACUGGCGGGGACGAGCUGAACAGGAACGACUCGAUGCUGGACGAGGGCAUCAAGUCGAACGAUACUGAGGUGUUGCGCCCGCUGCUCCAGAGGUUCGUCGAUAAGCAGCACGAGCGCAUCAGGAAGGAGGGCCUGACGCCCCUCACUUGGGAGGAGAUUCCGAUCGAGUGGAAUAUCAACCUUGGCAAGGAUGUCGUGGUGCAGACGUGGCUUGGUCAGUCUUCGGUCAAGAACUUGACCAGCAGAGGCCACAAGGUGAUUGACAGCAAUUACAACUUUUGGUACCUCGACUGCGGCCGCGGCCAAUGGCUCAACUUUGACAAUGCCGACUACGCCGCCUUUUCGCCCUUCCUCGACUGGUGCAACCCCUACAAGAGCUGGCGCCACGUCUAUUCGUACGACCCAGCCGCCAACCUGACCGAGGAAGAGGCCAAGCUCAUCCUCGGCGGCGAGGUGGCCGUGUGGGCCGAGUCCAUUGACCCCAUCGCCCUCGACACCAUCAUCUGGCCGCGGGCCAGCGCUGCUGGCGAGGUUCUCUGGUCCGGACGCAUCGACCCGGCCACAGGCCAGAACCGGACGCAGCUCGAUGCGGCGCCGAGGCUGUCGGAGCUCAGGGAGCGCUUGGUUGCCAGGGGCGUGCAGUCGUCGUCCGUGUACAUGACGUGGUGUACGCAGGAUCCGACGGGCAAGUCGUGCGAGUAUCCGCGGGUUUGA
Molecule: messenger RNA, 1887 nt
Organism: Neurospora tetrasperma FGSC 2508
Lineage: Eukaryota; Fungi; Ascomycota; Sordariomycetes; Sordariales; Sordariaceae
Exons: 2
Coding region: 1-1887 (628 amino acids)
Biological process (GO): carbohydrate metabolic process; glycosaminoglycan metabolic process
Cellular component (GO): membrane
Molecular function (GO): beta-N-acetylhexosaminidase activity
Source: RefSeq, a predicted model, not a curated record